AAACAUCUGAACACUAAAGUGAUGCCAUAUUUUUUCAUUGGGUAUCUUUUAUCCAUAUAUUUCUGUAUUCAUUCUAGCUUUUUAUUUUCAAUCCAGACUACAUGCAUUUUUUUUUUUUUUUUUUUAAUAUUUAUAGUCUUACGGUGUAUAUAAUGGUUAUUUUAUAGUCUUUAUUUGUAAAUAAAUUGUUAGAUGAUAAACUUGCACCUGUGCCACAUAACACAUACAAAUGCUUGGUCUCAGUGGGAUGAGCGAAGAGUCGGAGUUGGUUGUGGCCGACCCGUUUGACAUGGAUGGUGACAGUCCCUACCAGGAAUCAAGUGCUAUUAAGAAGCUCCUGAUGCAGCUGCCCGUCCAACUCCAGCUGGCCUCUCCAGCUGCCAGGGAAUGGAUCACUCGCCGGAGGGAGAAUGUCCGACCAUGGCUGGUCUUCGUCAACACACAGAAGUUCAAGGUAUUGGAUGGAAGAGGGAUUAUUGAUAGUGUUAGUUUGGUGGGAGGAGUUUCAGCAAUCUUGUUUGGGUGGUUGGACGGGUAAGAGGUAAUCUCUCUGUCUCUGUCUCUCUCU
Messenger RNA from Penaeus monodon (black tiger shrimp), 568 nucleotides. RefSeq lists its product as uncharacterized. The record is from RefSeq and is a predicted model, not a curated record. The transcript has 2 exons. Bases 230 to 538 code for a protein of 102 amino acids. Lineage: Eukaryota; Metazoa; Arthropoda; Malacostraca; Decapoda; Penaeidae.